Anopheles funestus (African malaria mosquito) is the source of this 2961-nucleotide messenger RNA. Its product is annotated as bleomycin hydrolase. The transcript is spliced from 6 exons. NCBI's taxonomy places the organism in Eukaryota, Metazoa, Arthropoda, Insecta, Diptera, Culicidae. The coding region runs from base 162 to 2414 and encodes 750 amino acids. Gene Ontology annotation, biological process: response to toxic substance; L-homocysteine catabolic process; proteolysis. Gene Ontology annotation, cellular component: cytoplasm. Gene Ontology annotation, molecular function: cysteine-type aminopeptidase activity. The record is from RefSeq and is a predicted model, not a curated record.
UGCUCUCACCUUAUCACAGCGAUUGUUGAACACUGCUGUCUUUCCUUUGUUAUGAUGCAUAACAAUUUGUGUUUCGUAUUCGUGUGUUGUUUUGUAGAUUUGCAAUUUGGCGAAGCGUAAUGACGGUGAAUUCUUAAACUGAUCAUUCAACGCCGUACUCGAUGUGGGACUGCGCUGUUAUCGGCUGCCCGAACGGCAGGUUCAACGCUCAGAAAAGUGUUGGCCGUGUCUCGUUUCAUGUGUUUCCGCAUCCAGUGCGUGAGUCAAACCGCUUCCGACGAUGGCUUGCCCUGAUCAACAAUCCGCGGCUGCUGCGAAUGAACCCCCUGAACGUAUUCAAAAGCGCUCGCGUCUGCCGUCGACACUUCGGGCCGGAUUGUUUCAAUGGCAUGUGUCGUAAUUUGCUUCCGAUCGCGAUUCCCACGCUACAUCUUCCGGAGGUACGGCCCGUAGCUUUGGUGCAACCGAUGGAUGCGGUAGGUGAUGAACUGGAACGUUUACUCCGGGAAGAGCGCAGACAGCAGUUGAAGCGUCAUGGCGCCGUUGGGACACCAUUCGACGAUGAGGCAAGUGAAAGCGGUAAACGGCCCCGUAUAGGCGUUACGUUGAUGUCGUCGGACGUGGAUGAAGCGGAAUACAGCAUUGGUGACCGAUUUUUCGACAGAAUUAUUGCAUUUGAUGUGGAGGAAGAAUGUGACGACCGAUCGCUGGCCAGCGAAUCGAGAAUAUCGUCAGUGUGCGAUGAAAGUUAUGGACUGACAAGCUUCACCGGGUUGGUAAUGAGCACAGCUGAACUGGACACGCUGAAACAGGUCGAAAUACUAAACGAACCGCCGGAGACGUUGUUGAACGAUUCACCACCGCCGGAUGAUCGUUCGCGGGUGCCAAUCGAAAAGGGCUACGAGCAGCUCGUUCGAGAGUUCGCCAGUGAGGCUAGUAAUGAUGAGCAGGAGCAGCAUACCCAAAGAAAGGAGGAUAUAGUGACCAACAAUGAACUAAAACCACUCCAGGAAGAUGAUACUACGAAGCGGAUCAGUAUACAAGAAUGUUCCAAAGCUCCACUCAAUGAAGAGUUCUUCCAGAAGUGUCGUACGGAUUUUUACGACUGCCCAAAGAAUGUGCUCGCGCAGAAUGUGUGCACCCGGAUAGAUCCCUUCGAUGCGUGUUUAUCGCGCAAAUCGCUAGAAAACACGCAACACGUCUUCACGUACAAGAUCGAGAACGAAGGUAAACCGCUAACGAACCAGAAGAGUUCGGGACGCUGCUGGUUGUUUGCGGCACUGAACUGCAUUCGUAUCCCAUUCAUUAAGCAGUAUAAUUUGGACGAGUUCGAGUUCUCGCAGGCGUACCUGUUCUACUGGGACAAGAUCGAGCGGGCAAACUACUUCCUGAACAAUGUCGUCGAUACGGCGAAGCGGGGCGAACCCGUCGACGGUCGUUUGGUGUCCUUUUUGCUAUCCGACCCAACGUGCGAUGGCGGUCAGUGGGAUAUGCUGGUUAACCUGAUCAACAAGCAUGGACUGAUGCCUAAGAAAUGUUUCCCGGAGAGUUACAGCUGCGAGGCGAGCACCAGGAUGAAUUCGGUCGUAAAGAGCAAGCUUCGGGAAUAUGCAAAGGAUUUGCGAAAGCUUAUCGAUAACGGUGCGUCAGACGACGAGGUGAAGGAUCGGAUGAAGAAGCAGAUGAACGAGGUGUACAACAUUGUGGGCAUUUGUCUCGGUAUUCCGCCAGAAAAGUUCACCUGGGAGUACUACGACAAAUCGAAAAAGUACCUUAACAUUGGCCCGAUCCGUCCGAUUGAUUUCUACGAGAAGUACGUCAAGCCUUACUUCAACGUCGAUGACAAGGUGUGCCUGGUGACGGAUCCACGCACGUCGAAUCUGUACGGCCGUUCGUACACGGUUGACUGUCUCGGGAACGUAGUGGGCGGCCGUCCGGUACUGUAUAACAAUCAACCGGUUGAACUGUUGCUUGAUUUGGUUACGAAAGCGCUGAAGUUCGGUGAACCUGUCUGGUUCGGGUGCGAAGUUAACAAGCGUUUUGCGGGCAAGCAAGGCAUAGAGGAUUUGGAUGUACAUGACUUCAAGCUGGUUUUUGGAGUAGACAUUCAAACUACGAUGGAUAAAGCCGAUCGACUGCUGUACGGCGAGUCGAUGAUGACACACGCUAUGGUGUUCACCGGAGUAUCGGUUGAUCCCAAUAGCCAAAAGCCGACCAAAUUCCGCGUGGAAAAUUCCUGGGGUGAGGACCGUGGCGAAAAGGGUUACCUAAUAAUGACGGCCGAGUGGUUCAAGGAGUUUGUAUUUGAGGUGGUCGUCGAUCGCAGCAUAGUGAGCCAGGACGUGCUGGACGUAUUUGAUCUCCCGCCAAUAGUGCUGCCCGCCUGGGAUCCCAUGGGCACACUGGCGAAGUAAAAGGGUGUUAGUAAUGGUUAUGGUUUGGAUGAACUGGGCGUAAUGUGGUAACAUAAGAAGAAAAAAAAACAGGGAGCACAUCCACCAUCGAAAGGCAUUUUUUCUACCCAAUCGAGGAAAACAGCUUAUUUGCUACCAACAUUUUUUAAAACAUACAACCGUCUAAGUAAUAUCGCAGCUUGUAGAUAUACGUACGCACACGCGUUUAUUACCGCUGCUGCUACUGCUGCUGUUUGCUGUAACAACGGAUGGUUUCAAGCACCAUUUGCAUAUGGAACAAUUACGCCAACGUUCAACCUUUCCUUUAUGUUGUGGCACUGAUGGUUGUCGCACCGCAAACGAUCGCUAUGUUAAGCCCGCUAAAAACAAGAUCGAAUUACUCUGAUAUACACAAUUAACAUUUAGGGAUAAUGUGAACAAAUAUCCGUUUGAUAUGAGAUGGAAAACGUGAAUGAAAGGAAGAAGUGUGAAUAAUAACAAGAAUUAUAACAUUUUUAUAAUGAAAAAAAGGAGAAAUAGAAUUUGCAAUAUAUUUCAAAACCUAUAA